Linum tenue is the source of this 236-nucleotide messenger RNA. The record is from the annotation of a GenBank genome assembly. Lineage: Eukaryota; Viridiplantae; Streptophyta; Magnoliopsida; Malpighiales; Linaceae.
CGUCGUUCUUGGCUUCCUCCUUUGAUUUUUUGUUGGUGGCAAUUUUGGGUUUUAACUCUCAGGGGGAGAGGACUAUGCUGGGCUUGGAGCAUCUUUCGCAGAUAGGAUGCAGUACCGAGUAUAAUAGAUGUCAAGAUGAUUGGUUUGUGACUGAGUGUGCUUUGCUGGGUGAUUGGUAUCUGUCAAUGGUCUUGUGGUUGGGAGGUUUUGUGGACGUUCUGUGUUUCAUUAUAUGU